This is a messenger RNA of Chelmon rostratus (copperband butterflyfish), 1207 nucleotides long. RefSeq lists its product as uncharacterized. The transcript is spliced from 6 exons. The record is from RefSeq and is a predicted model, not a curated record. NCBI's taxonomy places the organism in Eukaryota, Metazoa, Chordata, Actinopteri, Chaetodontiformes, Chaetodontidae. Gene Ontology annotation, biological process: heterophilic cell-cell adhesion; homophilic cell-cell adhesion. The coding region runs from base 175 to 879 and encodes 234 amino acids. Gene Ontology annotation, cellular component: adherens junction.
AUCUAGAUGACAAUGCUUAGUUCAUAAUAUUAUUAGGAAUAGCCCAUUAAUAAGAGGUUGUGACUGAUACAUGAUAAUGACUAAUUCACUUCAAGAGGUCAUAAGAUCACCUACGUCACCUGCGUGUCGCCAAGUGCAGCUGAUGGUGAAGUUCCAUCUUGUGUUCUCUGUCUGAUGGUCAUCAUGUUCAGACGAAACCAAACAGCUCUGCUCUCUGUUCAGCUGUUAGCUUUGUGCCAAGUCUUCGCAGGGAUCGUUCGAGACGAGCUAAAGAAUAUGCAGGUGUUCAGAGGAGAUUCUGUCCAGUUCACUUGCAACACAUCAGGUGCAAAUAUAAGACAAAUCGACUGGACCAAAGUCAGCAGGACCAAAGGCAGACUGGUUUUUUCUCAUUCAAUCUCAACGAAUCAGACUUUUUCAAAUUGGACCUCUCACAGACUGAUAAUAGACCGAAACUUACCUCCAAAGCUGAAUAUCUUGAAUGCAGAGCAUGACGAUGCAGGACUCUACACAUGUACUGUAACUGCUGCAGCUGGUCCAGAGACUUUUCAGUGGAAUUUAACGGUGUCUGAGAAACCUGAAGAAAUCAGUCCUUCGUGGAUUCUACAAUACAUACUCGCACCUGUCAUUGGAUUGCUUCUGUGUGCCAUCGCUCCAGCUGUCUGCCUCUGCAGCUUUUUCUCUGCAGGAGGGCCUGGACGUCGAACCCGAACCCAGUCCAGGACCAGCGCCAUCUCGAGUUGGAAGCAGAGGUGGUCCUCUCUCAACCGCAGGCUGGCACAGACCGAAAGACAAAAAACAAGCAUGGGAGACAGUACAUGGAGAGGCUCAAUUCCAUCUAUGGUCUAUGAGCUGACAAGACAUUCAGAUGAAAGUUAAACAAGAGACAUGGACAGAGCCUACGAGAGAGAUCAACAUUGACGAGCAUUGCAUUUUUCAAUUUCAAACCGAGUGCUUCAAGGGAAGGCAAUCAGACGGCGGACAACUGGGUCACUGGUGCCCAAACACAUUAAAACCAGUUCCUUCACUCUAAGGGAUUCUGUUUUUCCAUUGUCUUUUGUAUUUGUGUUACUCUAUGUAUUUUAAUAUGUUUAAUAUGUGUGAUGGUUUUUAUUAUGAAUGUGACCCAGCUGUCCUGCACUAUGACCUCACCGAGGGAAGUUCCCGACAAUGUUUGUUGUAAUGGCAAUAAAGUUAACUGAAGUCA